AUGGACGCAUGGCUGGGCAUCGAUUACGCUACGCAGCCUGUCGGGGCAGCGCGUUUCAGUCCCGCAACCUGGCCCGAGCCUUUCGAAGGAGUCAAGCUCGCGACGAGAUACGGCAAGGCCUGUGUUCAAGAAGCGACCGCCUCCGUACCCAUUGAGACUCAGGACGAAGCGUGCCUCAAUUUCAAUGUUUACCGAACUCCCGGUGUACCCCUCGACCAAAAACUGCCUGUACUCGUUUGGAUCCACGGGGGAGCGUUCUUUUCUGGCAGUUAUAAGAGUUUUGACGGUGCUGCAUUUGCGGCCUCAUCCAAAGAACCCAUUGUUGUAGUGUCGUUUCACUAUCGCGUCAACUCCCUCGGAUUUCUCCCCUCGCGACUCUUCGAUGACGAGGGUCUCUCGAACCUCGGCAUCAGAGACCAGCGCCUACUACUGGAGUUUGUACAGAAGCACAUAGGGGCCUUUGGCGGUGACGCAGAAGCCGUGACCGUCGGUGGACGCUCUGCUGGUGCCCAUUCGGUGGGUAUCCACUACUUCCAUAACUAUGCCGAUGACGAAGGCAGCAAGCCGCUGUUCGCUCGUGCCAUCCAUCAGUCCGGCUCCGUGACUUCAAGGGCCUUCCCCAACGUGACCUACCCUCUCUACCAGCAACAGUAUGAGGAGUACACGUCUGUGCUUGGUUGCGACGCCGCUGAGGAUGAUGCUUCAGCCUUGGCGUGUCUCCGAGCGGCGGAAAUCGACGAUAUUCGUAACAUCAGCACCAGCAUCUUCUACAAGUUCAACGAUGCCGUGACUUGGCCCUGGCAGCCUGUACAAGGCGGUCCGUUAUUCGAGAAACCAGGCUCUCAGUCAGGAUACGACGGCACCUUCUUCCACGUGCCGACUAUCACGUCCACCACGACCAACGAGGGCAAAUUCUACGUACCUGGGGACCUCGAGACGAACGACGAGUUCAUUGGGUACCUACACAACAUCUCGCCAGCCCUGAAUGAUAACGACCUUAACCUCCUCGAGGUCCUUUACCCUGACCCCGCUACUAUCGAGGACUCUCCCUUCGCCAACUCUCCGAAUAGUACACAGUACGACCGCCUGGCGGCCGCCUGGAGCGACUACGCUUACAUCUGUCCGGGUCAAGAGACCGCCUACAGAGCCGCGUCCGCAGGGGUGUCCGUCUGGAAGGUGCGCUUCAACACGAACAACACGUUCCCGGCAUGGCAGGGCAUCCCACACACGGCCGACACACGCUACACAUGGGAUGAAUCGACAACACAAUAUCCUGAGAUAAGUCACGUCUAUAACGCAUAUCUAUCGAGCUUUGUCACGGCGGGCGAUCCGAACGUGCACCGGACUGAAGAUAGCCCUGAGUGGCCGACGUACAAGCCCAACGGCUAUGGCCUGGAGGUUGCACCAGCGAAGCAGCUGGUGGUGCAGCCGGUCGAGGGUGGUACACAGGUUGAGGACGACGACAUCCGCAGGGAAGCUUGCUUGUACUGGAGAGAACCCGAGAGGCGGGCAGGCUGA
Verticillium alfalfae VaMs.102 is the source of this 1518-nucleotide messenger RNA. Its product is annotated as para-nitrobenzyl esterase. The record is from RefSeq and is a predicted model, not a curated record. The transcript has a single exon. Bases 1 to 1518 code for a protein of 505 amino acids. Lineage: Eukaryota; Fungi; Ascomycota; Sordariomycetes; Glomerellales; Plectosphaerellaceae.